Phycodurus eques (leafy seadragon) is the source of this 1327-nucleotide messenger RNA. RefSeq lists its product as uncharacterized. The record is from RefSeq and is a predicted model, not a curated record. Lineage: Eukaryota; Metazoa; Chordata; Actinopteri; Syngnathiformes; Syngnathidae. The transcript has 2 exons. Bases 328 to 696 code for a protein of 122 amino acids.
GCACAGUUGGACCGACGUGAGAGUUUCAGAGACGGAAACCUGCUCGUUCAGUCGGUGGAAAGUGACACCACAUAUGUCAUUUUCAUGCGAAUUAAAGGAAAGGGUGAGACAUUUGACUGGACUAACUAACUGAGCGAGGAUACAACAUCUUUACCGGCGAGAUACAAGAGGAGACAAGGCGUGAAAUCUAUACAGCACCAUUUGAAGAAGUGCUCUCUGUGCUGUUUGUGCAAGGUGGUGGCUUUAAAUUUGAUCACUAUCAAGAGUCUCACGUCGUGAUUUGGGUCAUCGCAGGUGUCGUCAGCUCCUGCUUUACAUCAAUCAGAGAUGACAGAGAGGGCAAAAUGGUGGAAGGCCUUCAUGCCAAAGAAGAAGCCAGGGUGCCCCAAGGACUCAAGUGCCCCCUACUCGUCUGCAGACUUCGACCCUUUUGCACAAGACAAUUCCAAAGACUCCAAGACCCCCACGGAGCAGUCUCUGUCCCAGCAAGAGUCCACCAACGGCUCCUGCCUCUUCAGCAACGAGACCUACGACGACUCCCACAUGGAGUCCCUCUUCAACGAUCAGACUUGCCGCAGAAAUAUGAAAGUGUCCCGCUCUGGCCGGUUUAAAGAGAAGAGAAGGGCACGCAUCAGCCUUCCCGUCGAGGAUAAAGGCACUGAGAACGUGGCGCCGGCGAAAGACGACAUUCGGUGAUUGAUCGCUGAGAAGAGGCCAUUGAUGGUACAAAAAUGACUUUACAAAGAUGAGAAGUAAAAGGCUUCCUUCCCUUGAGGUGUACAGAAGGUUCUGUAGGUUGGUUGCGAUGGUGAUGAGGAAGGUUGACAAGGAGCGGAGAGGACCGGAGGGUCACAGCAAAGAUGGGUAUAUAGUCAAUCGUUGUGAUACCGAGCCCAUGAAGUGAAAUUGCGCAGUGUCCUCUUCUUUAUGUAAAAUAUUUCCCUUUACAUGCAUGUGUGUUAAUGACAUUGAAUAUAUGUCUAAAUGAAGGAUGUGCAGUUGGAAGGCCUUGAGGGAUGUUUAUGAAGUUGUAAAUGACUUGUUAGGAGUGUAAAAAAAAAAAAUUAAGGAUGAGAACCUAAGUGCCUUAUGUUCCCCCCCCCCCCAAUGAAGGAUGAAAAUCCAGCAAGGUUUUACAAGAAUGGGUUUUAACACAGGUGUGUAUUAUGAAGUUAAGCACUGAUGUUUUAUUUCCAGAAGAACAAGAUUUGCCAAGAUGUGAUCCCGCCUCCGAGGUUGGGUUUUGUUUUCAUGGUACGCUGUGUUUAGAUCACUUGUAAAUAUUGAAAUGAAGGUAACAUGAGCAAUAAAUCAAAUUGUUGCUGCA